UAUCUAAAACAUUUUGUUUGCAAUACAAAAUGUACUAAAGAAAAGCCUUGUUUAUUGUUGCUUGACAAUCACGAAACUCAUCUUAGUAUUGAAGGAUUAGAUUUGGCAAAAAAUAAUGGAAUAGUAAUGCUUACCUUCCCACCACAUUGCACACAUAAGUUGCAGCCCUCUCAAAAACUACAUAAAUACUGCUAUGACAUCAUGGUUAGUAAUGAAUCCUGGAAAAACUGUUACAAUAUAUGAUAUUCCAAAAAUAGUAAACAUUGCAUUUCCAAAGGCUGUAUCUCCCCACAAUAUUUUAAGUGGUUUUUCUGCAACAGGUAUUUACCCGUUAAAUCCUGAUGUGUUUACUGAAAAUGAUUACCGUCCUAACUAUGUAACUGAUUGCCCUGACCCACCUUGUUCACAGGCUGAUUCAAAUAAAAAAGACUGUGAAUCUUAUUCAAUGCAACCAGAACCAUCAAAUAAAAGAUUUAAAGAAUCUAUUCAGAUACCAGAUAAUCAGGUAGACAUAACAAUAGAAGAUCCAGUUGUAUCAAAUAAAACCUCUAAUCAGAACCCAAUCACAACAUUAGGUUUUAACAAUUCAAUCAUACCACCUGAGAGUAAUAGGCCUCUGCCUAAAGCAGGCCCGAGGUUAGCAUCAAAAAGAGGUAGGAAAAAGCGGUCAACUAUGACUCUUACUAACACACUUCCAAUUAGAAACGAAAAUAUGGCCUCAUUAGUUUUUAACUGCAUUUUUCCAAGCGAAUCUUCAACAAUUAACAGGAAAAAAAAUUAUAAUCGUGAUUCAGGAUGUUCAAACUGUUAA
Hydra vulgaris (swiftwater hydra) is the source of this 811-nucleotide messenger RNA. The record is from RefSeq and is a predicted model, not a curated record. Lineage: Eukaryota; Metazoa; Cnidaria; Hydrozoa; Anthoathecata; Hydridae.